Messenger RNA from Hemibagrus wyckioides, 2211 nucleotides. RefSeq names its product unc-93 homolog B1, TLR signaling regulator (gene unc93b1). The coding region runs from base 220 to 2088 and encodes 622 amino acids. Gene Ontology annotation, biological process: toll-like receptor signaling pathway; toll-like receptor 7 signaling pathway; toll-like receptor 9 signaling pathway. Gene Ontology annotation, molecular function: Toll-like receptor binding. NCBI's taxonomy places the organism in Eukaryota, Metazoa, Chordata, Actinopteri, Siluriformes, Bagridae. The record is from RefSeq and is a predicted model, not a curated record. Gene Ontology annotation, cellular component: lysosome; endosome. The transcript has 13 exons.
UGCGCAAGUCAGAUAGGGAAGUGAGAAGGAGCAACUUUUUCGUUUCCCCUUCUCUGGUUUAAUUUGGGUUUAGUGUUGCAGAUAAAGGAAAAGGGAUGUAGCCUACCAUGACUAGAAUUCGUGUAGAAUUGAGAAUAGAUCCAGGUGAUGAAUGAUCUCUUCUCCUCUUUUGUCUCUCUGUUUUUGUCUCUCUGUCUUGAACACACGAUCUCAGUCUAGAUGGCAGCAGCGAUGACAGACGACAACGUGUACAGAGAGGCGGAGUUGCAGGAGGCGCCCCCUGCUGACCAUCAGAAUGAAGGACAGUUUCCAGGACCAGAGGACAACAUCCAGGGCCAGGUAGAGGAGUUUCUGGGACCCCAUCCAGAUUAUGAUGAGGAAGAGGAAGAAAGAAAGUAUUACAGGAGAAAACGGCUGGCUGUGGUGAAGAAUGUGCUGGGGGCCAGCUGUGGAGGCAUGAUCGUCUACAGCGUUUACUUAGGUCUGCUACAGAUGCAGCUGAUUCUGCACUAUGAUGAAACUUACAGAGAGGUGAAGUAUGGCAGUCUGAGCCUGCAGGAUAUCGACAACAGAGUGCUGAUGGGCAUCAACGUCACUCCCAUCGUAGGCCUGCUAUACACACCUGUACUCAUCCGGUUUCUGGGCACCAAAUGGAUGAUGUUCCUUGCCUCAGGAAUCUACGCACUUUUUGUUUCGACCAAUUACUGGGAGCGGUACUACACCCUGGUACCAUCAGCCGUUGCUAUCGGUGUUGCUAUAGUCCCGCUCUGGGCCUCUUUGGGAAACUACAUCACAAGGAUGGCCCAGCAGUACUAUGAGUAUGUGAACUAUAAGGAGGAGCAUGUGCAGGAGCAGAAGCGAGUGCCAAAAGGAGCCUGCCAUAGUUAUAUCAUCAUCUUUCAGUCAAUCUUCUACAUAUUUUUUCAUCUCAGUUUCGUGUUUGCAGAGUUCCCCAUGGCCUUUCUCAACACGAUUCUUUAUGACUACAAGCACACUCUCUACUCUGUCAAGCAGUGUGGAGCUGAUAGCAGUGGCGUGAUCGAUGGUUUUAAUAAGACUGUGCUGAGCCAUUUGCCUCAGUCUUACUGCCUCAUUAUAGUAGAGAGCAUUCUAAUGGGAGCUGCCUUCAUUGCCAUGAUCAUAUUCCUGGCUGUGUGUGGCGCUGCAUACCGUCCCACGGAGGAGAUUGACCUGCGCAGCAUCGGCUGGGGCAACAUCUUCCAGCUGCCCUUCAAACACCUGCGUGACUACCGCCUGCGCUUGCUCUGCCCUUUCUUCAUCUACUCCGGCUUUGAGGUGCUCUUUGCCGUCAAAGGACUCAUACUGUCAUAUGGCGUGUGUGCGGUGGGGAUUGAGAAGCUGUGGCUGCUGGUGACGGUCUAUGGCCUGUCGUGCUCUCUGUGUUCGUCUCUGUCAUUACUACUCCUCAAGCCACGUUUGCCGCGUCCGGUUGUGUUGCUGGGGGGAGCAGGACUUCACCUGAUCCUGUUGGUCGCUCUCAUGUCCUGGUCCUCUAAACCACGCAGCCCUGAACAGCUGCCCCAGCUCCUGGUACUGGCUGCUCUCUGGGGCCUGGGCACUGCCCUCAACAAGACAGGGCUGAGCACUCUGCUUGGUAUGCUGUAUGAAGAUAAGGAACGCUUAGACUUUGUCUACACCAUUUAUCACUGGUGGCAGGCCAUCGCCAUCUUCAUUGUGUACCUCUGGUCAUCCCUACCUAUGAGGGCCAAACUCGCCAUCCUAUUGGUUACUCUGCUGGUUGCAAGCCUCUGUUAUUUACAGAUGGAGCGUCGCCUAGUAAAGAAAAUUCCCUACAGGUUGCCACGGAUUCCCCGUCCACGACACAAGGUCAAAGGUUAUCGUUAUCUUGAAGAGGACAACUCUGAUGAGUCUGAUUCAGAAAAGAGCGACAUAGAGGCGAUCGAUGAAGACAGGCAGAGUGAAGAGGAAACGAACGGGGAUGUUGGAUCACAGGGUUCUCAUUCUCCAGGCCCGGAGAGGAACAGGGUCCGCAGUCGCCGGAUGAGACGUGAGGAUGCUGCGUAUGAGCAGGCGGGGGAGAGGGAGGAGUAUGGCCAAGCCCUGUGACAUAAUGCUGCGCUCUGACAUGGGACACGUCACAUAUGAAUGAUUUUCAUGUGUGUUCACAUAUGAAUGAAUGAAUGAAUGAAUGAAUGAAUGAAUGAAUGAAUGAAUGGAUUAAAGAAAUAA